Molecule: messenger RNA, 1448 nt
Organism: Cynara cardunculus var. scolymus (artichoke)
Lineage: Eukaryota; Viridiplantae; Streptophyta; Magnoliopsida; Asterales; Asteraceae
Product: tetratricopeptide repeat protein 4 homolog
Exons: 8
Coding region: 75-1172 (365 amino acids)
Molecular function (GO): Hsp90 protein binding
Source: RefSeq, a predicted model, not a curated record
ACUAAAUUUAACAAGCGCCAUUUUCUCCGUUCAAUCGGUUAACCGCCGGUGAGUGUUUCUGUGAGGAAGAAAGCAUGGCGUUGUUGAUGGAGAAAGGUGCAGAACCUCAAACUGAGAAAGAAUUAGCAGACCUUGAUGCUAUCGCUGCUCUCAAGGAGUCCGCUGCCAUUGAACUCAAAGAAGAAGGUAACAAGUAUGUCAAGAUGGGAAAGAAGCAUUACUCGGAGGCUAUCAACUGCUACACUCGAGCAAUAAAUCAAAAUGCCUUAAGUGACACUGAGACUUCAAUAAUCUUUUCUAACAGAGCACAUGUAAACUUACUCCUUGGAAAUUAUGGGCGAGCUCUUUCGGAUUCAGAGGAAGCCAUGAAGCUGUCUCCAACAAAUGUCAAGGCUUUUUAUAGAGCGGCCAAAGCAUCAUUAUCUCUGAAUAAGUUGGUUGAAGCAAAGACUUUUUGUGAAAACGGACUUGAUCAGAAUCCAGAUAACGAAGAAUUAAAGAAGCUACUAAAGCAAAUUGAUUCACAAAUAUCCGAACAUCAACAACACGAGGCUCAAGUUUCCAAAGCUCUGACAUCAGCUAAGGGCUUAGUGUCAGCAAUAGAAGACAGAGCAUUGAAUAUUGGAAAGGCAAUGUUUCAAGAAUUAACUGGAUUGAAAAAGCCGAUUUUGGAUAAAGAUCAUAUACUUCACUGGCCUGUUCUUCUUCUUUAUGCAGAAGUUAUGUCUAGCGAUUUCAUUGAGGACUUCUGCGAGACUGAUAUGUUUUCGGCUCAUCUUGACUUGAUGUUUUCAGACAGUUCUGCACCGUUGCCGUGGGAUAAAGAAAAUGCUUACACUCGUGAUGCUAUUGAGUUGUACUACGAGGCAGGAUCCGGGGUCCGUUUGUCGAAGAGGGAAAUUAUUAGCACUUUCUUACAGGGUACAGUUGCUUCCCAUCUCGAAUCUUUUGGUGAUGAUGAGAUAGAUGGGGUUAAAUCUUCUCCGAAAGGAAUCUCUUCAAUUGGAGAAGGUCGUUCCAAAUGGGUGAAAGUGAACGAAAGAAGAACCCUUCAUGCAGUUCUCAAAGAACCGAAUCUCAUUAUUCCUGGAAUUCCUGUGUUUUUUGUUGUUUCAAAGAGAAGCAGCUUCUAUAAAGAGUUCAAAUCUGGGAACUGGUCUCUUCCAUUCUGAAUCAAGUUGCAUCUAAUAAUGGCUUAUGGAAGAGAAGAGAGAAACAUUUGGUAGUGCGUUUCGUUAUGCAGUGAGACCAAGAUUGUCGAUUUACUGUAAUCCCGUAUUCAUUACAUGAACCCGAAACCCUAUACCGUGAACACUGCUAUGGCUUCUAGACGAGAAAAACAUUUGGAAGUGCGUUUUGCUAUCCGGUUAGGCUAAGAUUGUCGAUUUAUUGUAAUGUAUGUACAUUAAUAUCCAUUUAAAUCAACAAGUCUAGGUAGGUUAUGUUUA